ACUCACACACACUCGCUCGCACACGCACACACUCGAUCCAGCACGCGCGGGCGGCGCGGGGCGGCGGCGGCCGGAGUCUGCGGUGCGAGGCGCCCCCGGCCCGGCGCGGCGGCGGAGCCCGGCUGGCGGGGGAGGGGAGGGGGUUGCGGAGGGGGCGGGGUGGGGGCCGGAGCCGCUUGAGCCGGCGGGAGCGGGCACCCCUGCGCGCCGCGCUCGGCCUCGCCUCCGCGCCCCCCGCGCGCCCGCCGCGGUCCCUCCCCCGCGCCCGUCCGCUCGCCGGGCCCCCGCCGCCGCCCCGGGGUGCAGCCGAGCGGCCGCGCCGGGUCCCCGGGACGGGGUGGAAGUGGGGGUGGGGGGAGGGGAUCGGGGCCGGGCCGGGGCCGCGCUGCCUGCGAUGCCGGGCGCCCGCCGCAGCCGCUGCCGCCGGAGCCCGGGAUGGGGCGAGAGGCUGCGGCGGACGCCAGCAUCUCCCCGCCGGGGACCCCGGGGGCCGCGGAGCCGCCGCCGCCGCUGCUGCCGCCGUUGCUGAGACCCAGCGGGCGAUGGGAUGAAGAUGAGACGCUACAAGCUCUUUCUCAUGUUCUGUAUGGCCGGCCUGUGCCUCAUCUCCUUCCUGCACUUCUUCAAGACCCUGUCCUAUGUCACCUUCCCCCGAGAACUGGCCUCCCUCAGCCCUAACCUGGUGUCCAGCUUUUUCUGGAACAAUGCCCCGGUCACGCCCCAGGCCAGCCCCGAGCCAGGAGGCCCUGACCUGCUGCGUACCCCACUCUACUCCCACUCGCCCCUGCUGCAGCCGCUGCCGCCCAGCAAGGCGGCCGAGGAGCUCCACCGGGUGGACUUGGUGCUGCCCGAGGACACCACCGAGUAUUUCGUGCGCACCAAGGCCGGCGGCGUCUGCUUCAAACCCGGCACCAAGAUGCUGGAGAGGCCGCCCCCGGGACGGCCGGAGGAGAAGCCUGAGGGGGCCAACGGCUCCUCGGCCCGGCGGCCACCCCGGUACCUCCUGAGCGCCCGGGAGCGCACGGGGGGCCGAGGCGCCCGGCGCAAGUGGGUGGAGUGCGUGUGCCUGCCCGGCUGGCACGGACCCAGCUGCGGCGUGCCCACUGUGGUGCAGUACUCCAACCUGCCCACCAAGGAGCGGCUGGUGCCCAGGGAGGUGCCGCGCCGCGUCAUCAACGCCAUCAACGUCAACCACGAGUUCGACCUGCUGGACGUGCGCUUCCACGAGCUGGGCGACGUGGUGGACGCCUUUGUGGUGUGCGAGUCCAACUUCACGGCUUAUGGGGAGCCGCGGCCGCUCAAGUUCCGGGAGAUGCUGACCAAUGGCACCUUCGAGUACAUCCGCCACAAGGUGCUCUAUGUCUUCCUGGACCACUUCCCGCCCGGCGGCCGGCAGGACGGCUGGAUCGCCGACGACUACCUGCGCACCUUCCUCACCCAGGACGGCGUCUCGCGGCUGCGCAACCUGCGGCCCGACGACGUCUUCAUCAUUGACGAUGCGGACGAGAUCCCGGCCCGUGACGGCGUCCUUUUCCUCAAGCUCUACGAUGGCUGGACCGAGCCCUUCGCCUUCCACAUGCGCAAGUCGCUCUACGGCUUCUUCUGGAAGCAGCCGGGCACCCUGGAGGUGGUGUCAGGCUGCACGGUGGACAUGCUGCAGGCAGUGUAUGGGCUGGACGGCAUCCGCCUGCGCCGCCGCCAGUACUACACCAUGCCCAACUUCAGACAGUAUGAGAACCGCACCGGCCACAUCCUGGUGCAGUGGUCGCUGGGCAGCCCCCUGCACUUCGCCGGCUGGCACUGCUCCUGGUGCUUCACGCCCGAGGGCAUCUACUUCAAGCUCGUGUCCGCCCAGAAUGGCGACUUCCCACGCUGGGGUGACUACGAGGACAAGCGGGACCUGAACUACAUCCGCGGCCUGAUCCGCACCGGGGGCUGGUUCGACGGCACGCAGCAGGAGUACCCGCCUGCAGACCCCAGCGAGCACAUGUAUGCGCCCAAGUACCUGCUGAAGAACUACGACCGGUUCCACUACCUGCUGGACAACCCCUACCAGGAGCCCAGGAGCACGGCGGCGGGCGGGUGGCGCCACAGGGGUCCCGAGGGAAGGCCGCCCGCCCGGGGCAAACUGGACGAGGCGGAAGUCUAGAGCUGCAUGAUCUGAUAGGGUUUGUGACAGGGCGGGGGUGGCGGCGGCCCCUAGCGCUAUCUCCCUGCCUCCUGCCGGCUCCUUGGUUCUUGAGGGGACCAGGAGUGGGUGGGGAGUGGGGGUGGGGGUAGGGUUUCCCUACUGAAGCCCUUGUGAAUCAAGGGUCAGGCCUUUGAGCUCAGAAAAUAUCCCUCCUGUUGGGAGAGGGCGCAGGCCGUGACGUCUGGGUGGCCCUUAUGACUGCCAAGACUGCUGUGGCCAGGAGGUGCCACUGGAGUGUGCGUGGUGGUCCCUGGGUAGCGGGGGAGGGUAGGCAGGAUUGGGGAAGAGAGCCUGCAGGAUCUCACCAGGCAGCCUCUGGGGGGUGGCCAGGCCGGGAAAAAGCCCACCAUUUGGCAUCCCUGGGCCUUGGGCUCCGUGUGGGAGACCGGCCUGCCAGGAGGACCCAGGGCUCUGUAAGUAGAUGCAUUUGGGUCCAGGAGGAAGCGUGGACACCUCGUAGGGAAGAGAUGAAAAAGCCACAUCCUACCAAGAGGAGGUGCUGAGGGAUGCUUUGCAGUGUAGUCAGAAGUGCUGGGCCAGAUGGAGACAGAACUCCACCCCCUGCCGCAAAGGACAGGACCUGGCUGCCCUGGGAUGCUGGUGCCUGAGUCUGUCUCUGUGCACCCCUCAGGCUGUCGUGAGCCAACACAGGGGCCUGGAGAACCCUGAGGAGCUUUCCUUUUGGUUCUAAACCCGGCGUUGACGUUCCUUCUCCCUUUCACAUUGCUGUCUUGUGGACUGUGCACUCAGUCCUUGCAAGGCCAAGAGUCCAGUUGUAGGUGUGGCCUUGAGGGGGAAGUGGGGAGGAGAAGACUGACAUGAGUCCUCUGCACGGAUCCGUCUCUCCCUCCCCAUCACCCCUUCCUUCUGACACCCAGUCCCAGCUGUCCACUGUCCCAGGUGCAGUCACUGUUGUGCCCUUCCUUGGGGCAGGCUGGCUGGGGGCCAGAAAGGGGCCAUGAGGCUGUCUUGGGCCCAAAAAGGGACAAUAAGGCCAGUUGUAUGCUUCCUGUUCCUCAUAGCUUGCCUUGGUGGGGAUGUCUUUGUUGGAGUUGAUUCUGAGCUGCUGUGAUUAGGAGACCCUGAAAUACAGUGGUUUAAGCAAGAUGGAAGCUUGUUUCUAAUUAGUCUAGAUUGAGAUGGCCCAGAGCUGGUAGGGCAGCUCUGCGUUUCUUCAUACGCACCUUCCAAUUCUGGGUACACAGCGGCUGCUCCAGCGCCCACCCUCCUGUGUGCAUCCAAGCCUGGGGGAAGCAGAAAUAGACAAGAGGGCACACCCACUUUUUGCUAAAGGCAUGAGCCAGAAUUGGCAGGCUCACCUCUGCUGGCCUCUCAUUGGCUGGGACUCAGUCACAUGGCCACAAGCAGCUGCUAGGGAACCUGGGAAGUGUAGUCUUCAGCGGGGCCGCCAUGUGCCUGGCCUCACCUUGGGAGUUAUCUUAUUGAUGGAGGAGAAGAGAAUGGAUAUGGGGGACCAGUAGCAUCUCUGGGAGAGGGGGAGGGAGCAGCAAUAACUCAGUCGUCGGAUCCAGCUCUCAUUGUCAGAGUUUCCGGAACAGCUUGCUCCUGUUUCCCUCACUGUGCAGCCCAGGGCUGGGGGCAGUGAGGAGCUUGCAGCUCUGUGGGAAGGGGAAACACCCCCUCCCCUCGGCCCCUCAGACGCUACCCAAUGAUGCCGGUUUGCAGAGUUGGCCUGUGGAAUGGCUCAUGUUUGUGCGUGUGUGUGUGUAUAUUUAUGGGCAUGGGUGCAUGCUUGGUGUGUAUUUGUACAUGUCUGUAUUGCUGUGUCCCUGUAAAUACAUGCUUGUGUAUGGAUGGAAGAGGCCAGGCCCAGGCCUGGCCUCUUCCUCGGGCCUGUGGCCACACCUCCUGCAGCUCCCCAAAAUGACUGAGGCAGAAAGCCCUUGGGGAGCCUAGAAAGCAAAGCUAAAGGGGAUGCAGGGUCUGUCUGUCUGUCUGUCUUUCAGUCUGAGGAAUGAGAAUCCUGACCUGAGGGCUGUGCAGCUGAGAGCCCACUACCUCCCCAGCCCCUCUCGGCCCCAGCCGCAUCAUCCCACCUGUCCCCUCCCCCCCACCUCCAGUGGGGCUUUCUCCAGAUGUCUUAUGGUUGGGGGUUUCCUGAUGGGCCAGGAGAGGAGGGCAUCUUCUUGCGACAGCACUGUCUGGGUUAAGUGCCCAGUGAGGGCAUGGUGUGGGGAGCUGGCCUCAGAGGAGCCGCUGGUGGGCAAGCGUGAAGUGGGCUGAGGGGCUCUGAGCCACUUUGCUCCCAUCUAGGGGACUGCCCCCCAUGGAACUCCUUUGAAGUCACAGCAGCCUUCCUUUCUGUUUGCUCUUGGGGCUGAGAGGUGGCUCAAACACUCGGGGUCCCUAUGGCUCUGGGUCAAUCUAGGCCAGGCUGCACCCCAUGGACAGGGAGUCUCAGGGCUCCUGAUCAUGCCCAGGCCCUGGCCUGGGGCCUCCCUCCUUGGCAGCUUUCCCACCCCCACGCCCCUGGCAUCCUCAGUUGCUAUGGGAUGCCCCUCCAGGGCACCAGCUCAGGGCUAAGCGAAGGAAGAUAGGAGCAGCUCAGAGCUGCCAGGCUCUGCCUUCCUCACAGACCUGGUGGGGCAGGUCCUGUUCACAGCAGCAGGAGUGAAGGCCUGGCCAUCGGUGGAGAGGGCAGCUGUCAGAGGGCUGGGGGCCAGGGCACAGGAUUGAAGAGUUUCACAUAUCAUCACAGCAUACACUGGGAAUUUGGUGGGGGCAGAAGAACCCAGGGCCACUCCCUCAAUAUGAAGGGAAACCAAGCUGAAUGUGACCACCGGCACACUGCUGCCAUGUCCCAUGUCCACCUUUCUCCCCGGGAAUAACUGGCCCUGAGACCCCUAGACCCAAGGAGGCCUGUCCAUGCCAAGCAUCCGGGAAGCAUGGCUGGCCUUAUCCACCCAUGGGUCACGUCGGUUCCCAGGGGCAGCAUGGGAGAUCUUUGGGGGCAACAGGGAGAGUCUGGGUGGGGAGACGGGACUUGUCCAAGCAGAAGGCAGGACCCUGGGAAAUGCAUAAUGUAAGGACAUCAAUAAUAGUAUUAUUUUUUUUGUAAGGGAAAAUCAAUAUGUACAUUCUGAAAUCAUUUUCUCUGUAAAUGGUUGGAUUUCAUUUCACCCUUAAAGGGAUGCUUAAAGGAGAAGAUAAUAUUAAUAAUAAAAACAGCUACAAAGUCUGAA
Messenger RNA from Homo sapiens (human), 5394 nucleotides. It is a transcript of the gene MGAT3, whose product is annotated as beta-1,4-mannosyl-glycoprotein 4-beta-N-acetylglucosaminyltransferase. The transcript has 2 exons. Gene Ontology annotation, cellular component: Golgi cisterna membrane; membrane. NCBI's taxonomy places the organism in Eukaryota, Metazoa, Chordata, Mammalia, Primates, Hominidae. The record is from RefSeq and is marked reviewed. Bases 548 to 2149 code for a protein of 533 amino acids. Gene Ontology annotation, molecular function: beta-1,4-mannosylglycoprotein 4-beta-N-acetylglucosaminyltransferase activity.